Molecule: messenger RNA, 303 nt
Organism: Dictyostelium discoideum AX4
Lineage: Eukaryota; Evosea; Eumycetozoa; Dictyosteliales; Dictyosteliaceae
Exons: 1
Coding region: 1-303 (100 amino acids)
Source: RefSeq, a predicted model, not a curated record
AUGGAUGAAGAUUUAAACCAUAAUUUAUUUUUUAAAACAAUAAAAUUCAAAUUUCCAAAAAUAUUUAAUACUAUAGAAUCAAAAUGUUAUACAUUAUGUAUUCCACAAUCACCUUCUCUUUAUAGAAUGAAUAUAACACAAAAAAUAGUUGGUAAGUUAAUAAUAAACAAUAAUAAUAAUAAUAAUAAUAAUAAUAAUAAUAAUAAUAAUAAUAAUAAUAAUAAUAAUAAUAAUAAUAAUAAUAAUAAUAAUAAUAAUAAUAAUAAUAAUAAUAAUAAUAAUAAUAAUAAUAAUAAGCAAUAA